AUGCAGAUGAGACCCAACGCCAACAACACCAGCGACGGGACGGACUCGGCUGCCCUCCAGCAGUCCUACCAGUUCAUUCCAACCGGUCAAAACUACUCUCAGUCCUGUUUUUUGGAGCAAAACAAUCUGAUUGGAACGAUGCCUCCAGUCACACACAAUACCGUAUUCCCUUUGGAUAUGAACACCAACAACUUUAUACAAUUUGAUUAUCAAAAUGGAAAUUGUGAAAGUAAGAAUAACCUGGAUUUCGUUUGCAUAGAUCAAUCUUUCAGGCUUCAAUAAUUUAAUUCUGGAUGAGAGUUCUACGUCAAAAAAUGUCAACCGAAGUAAGGAUGACUGUCAAUCCUCUGGAUCUUCAGCUCCAACAGGAGGAAUAUCUAAGAGAAAGAAGCGGAGACAUCGAACAAUCUUCACACAAUAUCAAUUAGAUGAACUGGAGAAGGCGUUCAAAGUAGCUCACUACCCGGAAAUGACAGCUCGAGAACUCCUGGCACAAAAAACGGAACUUCCAGAAGACAGGAUUCAGGUAAUCCCACCGAAACUCAUAACAUUCCUACCUCUAACACACAUUAUACAUUGCCUCAUUCUUAGGUGUGGUUUCAAAACCGACGAGCCAAAUGGAGAAAGACGGAGAAAACCUGGGGAAAGAGCACGAUAAUGGCAGAAUAUGGACUAUACGGAGCCAUGGUGAGACAUCAACUUCCGUUGCCAGAGACCAUAGCCAAGAGCACUGAAGGCGAUCCAGAGAAGUCUGCCGCUCCAUGGCUAUUAGGUAAGUGAAAGGAACCUUUCUCUAAUUCUCAUCAAUAAUGAUAAUUAAGAUUCCUAUUGCAGGAAUGCAUAAAAAGAAUAUUGAGACCAGAGGUCAAUGGGAUGCGGAUGGAUCAGAAGACGAGGAAGAUGUUGAGGAAAAUAAGGAAAAGAAAUCACUCCACUUCGACCACUUGAAGGCCAAAGAAGAACUGAAUCUGGCAAACAUUCCCUUAUCACUCCAAUCCUAUACAGUAUCCAAUUUUCCAUACGGCCCAUAA
Molecule: messenger RNA, 1031 nt
Organism: Bursaphelenchus xylophilus (pine wood nematode)
Lineage: Eukaryota; Metazoa; Nematoda; Chromadorea; Rhabditida; Aphelenchoididae
Source: the annotation of a GenBank genome assembly